Messenger RNA from Coccomyxa subellipsoidea C-169, 903 nucleotides. RefSeq names its product mitochondrial carrier. Gene Ontology annotation, cellular component: thylakoid membrane. The record is from RefSeq and is a predicted model, not a curated record. The annotation marks the transcript as partial. Gene Ontology annotation, biological process: transmembrane transport. Gene Ontology annotation, molecular function: ATP transmembrane transporter activity. The transcript has 7 exons. NCBI's taxonomy places the organism in Eukaryota, Viridiplantae, Chlorophyta, Trebouxiophyceae, Coccomyxaceae.
CCGAUAGCGGCCUUCGCGCUUGUGCCCCAAUCCGCUGUGCUCUUUGCGGCCGGGGCUGUGGCUGGCGCCCUAGGGAAGACGUUGACGGCACCGUUGGACAGAGUGAAGCUUCUGCUGCAGACCCGAGGAGGUUUACAAGGGGGCGCGCUAAAAGCAGCCGCACGCGGCGGCGGCGUCUGGGACGCACUGGUGGUCAUCGGCCGGGAGGAGGGCUUUCUGGGAUACUGGAAGGGGAAUGUUCCGCAGAUUCUGAAGGUGGUGCCCUACAGCGCAAUCCAGCUGUGCUCCUACGAAGCGGCCAAGCGGCAUUUGCGCAACAAGGAGACCGGCGAGCUCAGCGUGCCUGCUCGGCUGGCCGCGGGCGCCUUUGCCGGCAUGACAGCAACCCUGGCGACGUAUCCGCUGGACACGCUGCGGCUGCGCCUGGCGGUGGACCCGGCCUCAAGGAGCGUGGCGGGGGCGGCUGCGGCGCUGAUGCGCGAAGGCUCCCACCGAGCAUUCUUCCGAGGCCUCGGCGCCUCCAUGCUGGGCAUCGCUCCCUAUAUGGCUCUGGAGCUCGCUGUGUUUGACCUGAUGCCAACAGACGUGGCGCCAUUCGUGCGAGGCUUCAGCUCUGCGCUGCUUGCGACAACGCUGUGCUAUCCGCUCGACACUGUCAGGCGGCAAAUACAGCUGCAGAGCACGGGCGGCGCAGGGCCACUGCACAUGGCAGAGAAGAUUCUGCACAGGGAAGGUCUGGCCGGUUUCUACCGGGGAUUCCUGCCCAAUGCACUCAAAAACCUGCCCAACAAAGGUGUCCGUCUGGCAGUGUUUGAUGGUGCAAAGAAGCUGCUCAUUAGAGCAGACGAGGCCUACAAGGAAGAGCUGGAGAAGGCGGAUGGCACAAUGUACAGGCUGAAAUAG